Rosa rugosa (rugosa rose) is the source of this 2624-nucleotide messenger RNA. RefSeq lists its product as uncharacterized. The transcript is spliced from 3 exons. NCBI's taxonomy places the organism in Eukaryota, Viridiplantae, Streptophyta, Magnoliopsida, Rosales, Rosaceae. The record is from RefSeq and is a predicted model, not a curated record. Gene Ontology annotation, molecular function: protein binding. Bases 268 to 2235 code for a protein of 655 amino acids.
AGAUCAGUUCUCUAGGCAUGUCUACAUGAAUUGUCUCUCUUUAUAUAUAACGUAACCAUUGGAAGAGUAACAAUACGGACACACAGACUCACAGAACCAUCCACCCAAUCCAAGAAGACGAACAAAAUCGACUCUGUUCAUUAGUUUUUAUUAUUAUUAGUAGUAUCAUUAGGCUGGUCUUGGUAGGUGGUGUUUAUAUUUGAUAAAGCCCAAAAAGGAGUAUUAUUUGAAAGCACAAAAUGGAGGGAUGAGAAUUAGGCUGGUUGGAUGGAACAAUAUCAAGACGGAGUCGUAAGGAUGAAAGGUGGCGGCACUAGUGGUAGUGGACAAGAGGUUGAGUCGUGGGGGACGUGGGAGGAGCUCUUGCUAGCAUGCGCGGUGAAGCGUCACGGCGUCAAGGACUGGGAGUCGGUGGCCAUGGAAGUCCAAGGCAAGACCUCUCUCCCGCAACUCCACACCACCGCCUACAACUGCAAGCGAAAGUAUCAGGAUCUCCAACGCCGAUUCCACCAAAGCCAUGACGACCAGGAUCCUAUCCCUUGGCUCCACCACCUCAAAGACCUACGCCUCGCUCAGCUUCGUCAGGACCUCCAUCGCUACGACGUCUCUAUCCUGUCGUUGCAGUUGAAGGUGAAGAAGUUAGAGGAAGAAGAGAAAGACGACGACCCCAAACCAGAUCUGGAGGAACCGGACUCCAAGGGACGCACCCGCACCAGAUCAGAAGAAGACGACAAAAAAACACCGGACGAACCGGACCGGUUCAAACACGAGAACCAGUCGGUGAACGGCUCCAAUUCCACCUGCUCCAAAACCCACGAGCACGAGCACGGGGAGGACCACAAUCAUAAAAAGUCUCCGACUGAACCGGACCCGCUCCCGGCCGGUUCGGCUCAACCCUCCAAAGGCCACUCGGACUCCGACGACGACGACUCGGAUAAAGGAAGCUGUGAAACCGUCGCCAAGAAGCGCCGGCGGCGAGAGAGAGGCGCGGCGGCGUCGCGUGAGUCGGGGAGUAGUGAGGCGCAGAGUUCGGCGAGCUUGACGCGGAAACGACGUCGUAAAUUGGAAUUGGAAGACCAGCCUGACGAACCAGUAUUGGGGAAAUCACAGCCGUUGGCUGCCAUUCUGCAGAUGAUCCGAGCGCAUCAGCAUGGCUCAUUGUUCCAGCGACGGCUUCCAAGCCAGGAAAGUGACAAGUAUACGAGUAUGGUCCGGCAGCAUGUGGACCUAGAGACGAUACAAACAAAGCUCCAAAAGGAUUCCUAUUCCACGCUCACAUUCUACCGGGAUCUCCUUCUCCUCUUCUCCAACGCCGUCGUUUUCUUCCCCAAAUCCUCAACUGAAUCCGUCGCUGCCCACCAACUCCGACGCCUUGUCUUGAACGAAAUGAAGAAGAGAAAUCUAAUCACCAGGCCCGACCCUUCAUCUGGGCCGUCAGACUCAUUGCCCUCCCAAACAACGAUUCCAACAGACUCGUUGCUUGCCAAACACAAGUCAACAGCACCCAUUAUUGUCUGCCGCAAACGAAGCUCAAUCUCAUCAAAGCCUUCUACCAUUGCUCGUAAGGCUAGUACUACCACUGAUCACCCAGCAGCAGAAGCGCCAGCGGCUUUUGAUAUUAAACCACCCAAUAACAGUAAGAAGACCUCUAACUUAAACAAUGUAGAUGAAGAUAAUGGAUCAAAAGAGAAACCUGUAACUGGAACCAGAAGCUCAAGAAGGACGACAACUACUCAUCAUCACGACAAUAAUGCUGGCGCUUCCUCCACCAAGAAAAAAAUUGCAAGCCCUGCGGAAACUCCCAAAGCAGGUAAGAAGAGGAAAACCCCUGAGCCAGCGACACCAUCAGACAAAAAGAGAAGUGGAGCAGCAGCAGCGGCAGCCGAUUUCCUGAAAAGAAUAAAGCGUAAUUCUCCUGCGCAGCAGAAAUUGAAAUUGAAAGGUGGGACUGGCUCUAGUACAAGUACUAGAGGUGCAGAGCAGAAGAAGAGGGGAGGUAAUAAGGCUGACAAGGUUAAAGGAAGGGUGUCAAGGCAAAGUGGUGGUGAAAAUAAGAAACAAGUGAAAGAAGAAAGCAGUCCAUCCAAGCGAAGCAUAGGAAGACCGUCCAAGAGGGCAGCUGAGACAGCAGCGGCUGCCAAUGUAGUUUCACCGAAGCGAUCAAGGGAAAAUGGGGGGAAGCAGCAGCAGCAGCAAGAAGCUUCUAAGCGGCCCAAAAAACGAUCCCGAAGGUAAACUGGCCAAAAAAAAAAAACGUGGACUAUGCAUGCAUGGCUAACUCAAAAUCUCAUGUAUACUGUACAUUAGUUAUUCCUAGAUAGGAAUAUAGGAUAGGUUAGUUUUUUUACUAGUUUGGUUGCUUUUUGGCACUAGAUUAACACUUGUAGAUGUAGACUUUCUUUUCCUUUUGGCUACGUUUCGCUUUUGCGCUCAUCUGUGUGUACACGAAUGCUAGGUACGGCAGUACAAGUUAGAAUUCUUGUUGAUUAUGUUUCUGUUGUAUAUUGAGGUGGGAUUAUAUCUUCUAUGACUGUAAAUGUAUUAUGUACGUACUGGUGCUAGUAUACAAUGAUGAGGAGGCAAAUUAAUUCAGACAUAUAUACACUGAUAAUCGGUUUGCGAGA